UUUUCAUUAACGGCACAAGUUACGAACACAUUUUGUAGCUUGGCUGCCUUGAAUGUCAUUUCAAUGCCAUAAUUGUGUUUUCUACGUUGGCCGUCAAUCUGUCUGUACUAAAGCACGCAAGUCCGCUCUUGCGGAUUCGGCCUAGAAUACAUACAUCACUUCCAUCAUGCAGCAGAGGUAGCAUUCUCGACGCCCGGGCGGGCUUCUUUAUUCAAAGUCGGAAUUUAGCUUUUCGGUUCGGGAUUUCAAGUAUGGAUUUUCCUGAUGAAAGAGCUGCGGCGGAAUCAAAGGUUGAAAUGGAGAAAAAAACACCGUUUCCAGCACGAGACAAAUCGCCGAGCGAGAGACCACGAGAAGCUCCCCUGCCCAUUGACCUCGCCGCAGAAACGCCACAUGAAGUUCCGAGACGAAUACACAUACUCGGUACCGGCAGCAUUGGCAGGCUCGUAGCACACUCCCUUCGUGACCUGCCAGACCCUCCUCCAGUAACACUCAUUCUCCAUUCAUCCUAUUAUUGGCAUGAAUGGCAGCGAUCAAGCAAGGAGAUCACAAUCAACACAGAAGGUAUAAGAGUUGCCCGAUCUGGAUUCGAUGUGGAGUAUGUACCAGCUGGUUUUCGACAACAUGGAAAACUCAUCUCAAAAGAAGAGCACAAUGCUGGAGUCGGUGAGCCAAAUCAAUUACGGGCACAUGAACGUAUGAAGAUGCGAAAAGACGAGGACGUCAACACAGGAAUACAUAUUCCUGAAGGGUCAACGAGUGAAGAGCCUAUCUACAAUCUCAUCGUCUCUGUAAAAGCUGGAACCACUGUUCCCGCUCUACUUGGAGUUAGGCACCGCCUAGGCCCUGACUCGGCAAUUCUUUUCCUCCAAAACGGCAUGGGACAGAUUGAUGAAGUCAAUGAAGAGGUCUUCCCCGAUCCCAGCACACGACCAAAGUAUCUCUCUGGUAUUGUGUCACACGGUGUACACACUGCAGAUAAAAUCGGUCCUCUGGAUGCAACACAUGCCGGCUUUGGCACCAUCGCCAUCGGCGUGCCCAUUUCCAAGGAUCAAACAGGCCGAGACACAGCGGCAACAGAAGAAACUUUCCUGGACGGCACUUCCCCCGCUUCGCGGUAUCUCCUUCGGACCAUAUGUCGCUCUCCGACACUUGCCGCUGUUCCAAAUUCACCGACUGAACUGCUUCAAGCCCAAUUAGAUAAACUGGCCAUGAACGCAAUCGUUAACCCGAUCACCGCCUUGAUGGACGCUCGAAAUGGCGCCUUAAUUCAUAACUUUGCACUUACUCGGGCAAUGCGUCUGCUUCUCGGAGAGAUAAGCCUUGUGAUCCGUUCUUUGCCAGAAAUUGCCCAUCUUCCCAACACAGGGACACGUUUCUCCCCGGAGAGACUAGAAACAUUGGUUGUGAGCAUUGCACACAAAACUAGCAACAACAUCAGCAGUAUGUUAGCGGAUACGAGGGCUGGAAAUCAGACAGAGAUACAAUAUAUCAAUGGGUAUAUCGUGAAGAGAGGAGAGGAACUCGGCAUCACUUGUUGGAUGAAUUAUCUAAUCUGUCAACUAGUGAGGGGCAAGCAGCAAUUGAUCAGUUUGGAGCGGCAAGAUGAACUGCCUCUCUCUGGACAGCGAAAGGAUGAUGUAUCGGGGAAGAUUUGACGGUGCUAUUCAGACCAGGGUUCAAGUUUAUGAAUAGCUUAGUUGAGCAUUUAUUAACUUUUUCCAUUCAGACGUCAAAUCGUGUAGCAUGGCGCCAAUUAGGUCCGAGCCGAAGAGAACGAAUUUUCACGAAUUGAGUUCAGGUGAAAUUGAUUAGCAGGCUUUAAAAUCUUGCAUUCGAUCUCAAUGCUAUCUGAGUUUUAAAUCCCC
This is a messenger RNA of Verruconis gallopava, 1868 nucleotides long. RefSeq lists its product as uncharacterized. Gene Ontology annotation, cellular component: mitochondrion; cytoplasm. Gene Ontology annotation, molecular function: NADP binding; 2-dehydropantoate 2-reductase activity. The transcript is spliced from 2 exons. The record is from RefSeq and is a predicted model, not a curated record. The coding region runs from base 252 to 1658 and encodes 468 amino acids. Lineage: Eukaryota; Fungi; Ascomycota; Dothideomycetes; Venturiales; Sympoventuriaceae. Gene Ontology annotation, biological process: pantothenate biosynthetic process.